AUGCCUCAUCCAUUGUUCGUGAUCCUGGUCGAUGACGUAAAUAAGCCGUUCCAAAACACUCUCAUAUCAAUAAAGAGCUACAAACAUAUAGAACGGGGAUUGGAGCUUUGCCCUGGAGAUGGCUGGAGGGGCGGAGGCGUGGCUCGGUCCCCGUCGCACGAGUCCGUCACCACAGAACUGAGUUUGUUCAGUGUGUCCUCGGCAGCUAGUGAUGCUAAAGUACUAAGACUACUCGCUUGCAGGGCGGGCCAAGGUCCCGAUCCUUCUCUAAGGGUUGCCAGCCCCAAUCCUGAUGGAAAAGCUUUCAAAUGUGGCUCGGGCCCCUUACCUCAGUCAGACGCCAGUCGGGAGCUCCUAGCUGGCUGCGCGGCGCUGUGUGCUCAGUUAGGGCUCCGAAGGUCGUUCAGUGCGGAUGACGCGGGCGCAGCCCUGGGCGGAGGCAAGCCGGUCAGGGGCGCCACGUCAGAGCUGGGUUUAUCCGCGGCGUUGGAGGCCCUCACCAUGAGCGCAGCCUCACGGUCAUGUAGCACAUGGGUAGCAGUGGGCGGCUCACAACUCCCUUCUCCACAGCGAGCCCCGCCGGCCCCGCCCAGGGUCCACGCUGAUAAUAAAAAGGUCCGCCAGAACUACAUAAAGCGUCGCCUGUUAACCACAUACAGAGCCCUGGAGCGCCUCUCGCAGUCAGAGUUUAAUUUGGACAAGUUGGAGGUGGCGGCCGGCGCCGGGGGAGUCACACUAGCUGUGCCUACCACCAGCGCCCCAGAAGCAGCUCAAUUGGCGCUGACCGCGUCUGAGUUGGAACGGGAACGAGGCCGUCCGCUCUCCAAGUACGAAAGGAACAUGAUGAUAUUCAACUGGCUUCACACCCUGGACGACGCAGCGCCAUUCUAG
Messenger RNA from Danaus chrysippus (African queen), 891 nucleotides. The record is from the annotation of a GenBank genome assembly. NCBI's taxonomy places the organism in Eukaryota, Metazoa, Arthropoda, Insecta, Lepidoptera, Nymphalidae.